Cinclus cinclus is the source of this 1167-nucleotide messenger RNA. It is a transcript of the gene CLYBL, whose product is annotated as citramalyl-CoA lyase. Gene Ontology annotation, biological process: regulation of cobalamin catabolic process. NCBI's taxonomy places the organism in Eukaryota, Metazoa, Chordata, Aves, Passeriformes, Cinclidae. Gene Ontology annotation, molecular function: (S)-citramalyl-CoA lyase activity. The record is from RefSeq and is a predicted model, not a curated record. The transcript is spliced from 8 exons. The coding region runs from base 1 to 1167 and encodes 388 amino acids.
AUGACGGCGGUUGGUCUGUUUGAUGUAACCCAGUUUUAUGGACGCCGGAGUUGGCAUCCGCGCACGCGGGCGGAAGAAAAUAAGCGUGCCGGGGAGCCGGGCCUGCCUGCCCUCGGCUCCCCUCCUCAGAGCCGGCCAGGGAAGAUGCCAGCUGUGGCUCUGGGGCUCGGCCCGUGGCCCGGGGAGUUGAAAGGAGAGGAAAGGGUGGAUUCUCCUGUGCCAGUUGGUGUUCCUAAGCUUAGUUAUCACUUUACAUCAUCACACAAGUAUGUUCCCAGACGGGCUGUGCUGUAUGUACCUGCGGAUGAUGAAAAGAAGAUAAGAAAAAUCCCAUCAUUAAAUGUAGAUUGUGCAGUGUUGGACUGUGAAGACGGUGUGGCUCUGAACAGAAAGAGAGAAGCAAGACUGACCAUCGUGAAAAUGCUUGAAGAGUUUGACUUUGGCCAUGCUGAAAAGUGUGUCAGGAUAAACUCUGUGUCCAGUGGCCUUGCAGAAGAAGAUUUAGAGGUGCUUUUGCAGUCCAAGACCCUUCCUUCAAGCAUGAUGCUGCCAAAGGUUGAAAAUGUUGAGGAAAUAAGAUGGUUUUCAGACAAAUUCUUACAUCACCUAAAAGGCCGAACACUUGUACAACCAAUGAAUUUUAUCCCCUUUGUGGAAACUGCAAUGGGCUUGCUCAAUUUUAAGGCUGUCUGUGAAGAAGCACUGAAAACAGGAUCCCAGGCUGGCUUUCAUUUGGAUGCAGUUGUCUUUGGAGGAGAGGAUUUCCGUGCCAGCAUAGGUGCAACAAGCAGUAAGGAAACUCACGAUAUUCUAUAUGCCAGGCAAAAAAUAAUAGUCACAGCAAAGGCAUUUGGCCUUCAAGCAAUAGACCUUGUUUACAUUGAUUUCCACGAUGAAGAUGGGCUCCGCAGGCAAUCGAGGGAAGGUGCCUCAAUGGGAUUCACUGGUAAGCAGGUGAUUCACCCCAACCAAAUCGCUGUUGUCCAGGAACAGUUCUCUCCGAGCCCUGAAAAAAUAAAGUGGGCACAAGAACUGAUUUCUGCUUUUGAAGAACAUCAGCGAUUAGGCAAGGGAGCGUUUACUUUCCGCGGGAGCAUGAUCGACAUGCCAUUACUGAAGCAGGCACAGAACAUUGUUAUACUUGCCACAGCCAUCAAGAAAAAAUGA